GGCUAUGGUACCAAGCAGUUCAGGUCUCCAGAAAACACACAUCUCUCGAGACUAAUCUGCCAAACCACUCCCUCGAUCUACUUGCCAAAGAAAACACCUCUCAACAUGUUGGUCACAGUAUUCUUGAUAGUCGCAAGUGCGCUCACUGCAAACGCCAAGCUCGGAAUUAACUGCCGCGGUUCCGCAAAGUGUAGCGCAUUAUGGGGACCUUCCGAUGCGGCCCAGCAACUCACCAAUGUGAUUCAACAUAUCGAUGUCAACAGAUGGUACAUGAACGGAGAGCACAUUGCCUGUGUUGGCAACCAGGCCGGUAAUGGCGGUGGCUAUUGUGCCUUCCUGCAGAAGACCGGGGGAACCAACGGCGGUGUGAUUAAGAACCUGGCUCACUAUAUUACGGAUCACGGUUGCAAGCAGUGUGGUAGUGUGCCAUACUUCUACCCUCAGGGUAACAACAAUGUGGAUGACGGCGAGCUCACAUAUAACUAUGUUGAUGAUCCUUGCGCUACCGCGGGUACUCAGCUUUGUUAAGUCGGUUAUAGAUUUCGAAACGGCACCUUGUGGUUAUUGGUAGUUGACAGCACUGUGCAGUGACUCCAUUCUUCAUUUCAAAGAAUUUACUGUCCAGAACAAAGGAGCAUCGAGAGAUUGGACUCUAGACCAAACGCGCUGUGGUAAAUAUAACCCAUGGUGGUCCAUUAUCCUGGUAGGGCAAAACAAAACAACCGAGCGCUAUAAAUGAACCUUUGCCACUGAGAAGUCUCAAUUCACUAGUAGAGAGCG
Aspergillus pseudonomiae is the source of this 780-nucleotide messenger RNA. RefSeq names its product killer toxin. The record is from RefSeq and is a predicted model, not a curated record. Gene Ontology annotation, cellular component: extracellular region. The transcript is spliced from 4 exons. Lineage: Eukaryota; Fungi; Ascomycota; Eurotiomycetes; Eurotiales; Aspergillaceae. Bases 106 to 528 code for a protein of 140 amino acids.